Molecule: messenger RNA, 2180 nt
Organism: Pteronotus mesoamericanus
Lineage: Eukaryota; Metazoa; Chordata; Mammalia; Chiroptera; Mormoopidae
Gene: ABHD17C
Product: abhydrolase domain containing 17C, depalmitoylase
Exons: 3
Coding region: 23-1003 (326 amino acids)
Biological process (GO): protein depalmitoylation; regulation of postsynapse organization
Cellular component (GO): endosome membrane; plasma membrane
Molecular function (GO): palmitoyl-(protein) hydrolase activity
Source: RefSeq, a predicted model, not a curated record
GCGGCGGGCCCAGGCCGCCCCGAUGCCCGAGCCCGGCCCCAGGAUGAACGGCUUCUCGCUGGGCGAGCUGUGCUGGCUCUUCUGCUGCCCGCCCUGCCCGAGCCGCAUCGCCGCCAAGCUGGCCUUCCUGCCGCCCGAGCCCACCUACACGGUGCUGGCGCCGGAGCAGCGCGGCCCGGGCCCCGGCGCGCCCGCCCCGGCCCCGGCGCCCGCGGCCACCACGGCGCAGGCGGCGGCGCAGGCGGCCGAGGAGGGCGCGGGCCCGGGCGCGUGCAGCCUGCACCUGAGCGAGCGCGCCGACUGGCAGUACUCGCAGCGCGAGCUGGACGCCGUCGAGGUCUUCUUCUCGCGCACGGCCCGCGACAACCGGCUGGGCUGCAUGUUCGUGCGCUGCGCGCCCUCCAGCCGCUACACGCUGCUCUUCUCGCACGGCAACGCCGUGGACCUCGGCCAGAUGUGCAGCUUCUACAUCGGCCUGGGCUCGCGCAUCAACUGCAACAUCUUCUCCUACGACUACUCGGGCUACGGCGUCAGCUCGGGCCGGCCCUCCGAGAAGAACCUCUACGCCGACAUCGACGCCGCCUGGCAGGCGCUCCGCACCCGGUACGGCGUGAGUCCUGAGAACAUCAUCCUGUACGGGCAGAGCAUCGGGACUGUCCCCACGGUCGACCUGGCCUCCAGGUACGAGUGCGCCGCGGUCAUCCUCCACUCGCCGCUGAUGUCCGGCCUGCGCGUGGCUUUCCCAGACACCAGGAAGACGUACUGCUUCGACGCGUUCCCCAGCAUUGACAAGAUCUCUAAAGUCACCUCUCCUGUGCUGGUCAUCCACGGGACUGAGGAUGAGGUCAUCGACUUCUCCCACGGCCUGGCCAUGUACGAGCGCUGUCCCCGAGCCGUGGAGCCCCUCUGGGUGGAAGGGGCCGGGCACAAUGACAUAGAGCUUUACGCACAAUACCUAGAAAGACUAAAACAGUUCAUAUCUCACGAACUUCCUAAUUCCUGAAGACGACCUCACUUUACCUCAUUUACUGUGAACACAAGGGUCCUCGGGUUUGCACACACUUUUCACGGCGAGACGGCCGCCGGGGCGUGCCCGCCUGCGGGCUGUUGUCGUCAUAGCCAGAGGGUUUUCUACUAACUCACACCACCUUUCACACUGAACUGCCGCGUUUUCCCGCCUCGGGACCUGGCGGGGCCUCGGCGCGGGGGCUGGAGGGGGGCGGGUUCUCGCGCUGGGCAAAGGAUGCUCGCAUCUGUGUCUCGGGCUUACCCGUCACUUAGGGUUCGUUCGUGCAGGCCUCCCCCCCCCCGCCCCCACCCACGUGCUCUGCGUUCGUGGGGUCCGCCCUGGUGAAGCUGUCAGAGAGCAACGGGAAGGCGGGCGCCAACAUGUUCCCUUAACUUUUGUGAACAGGCCGACCGCUCCCCGACGCAGAUUGUUUGAAGGGUCAUUUACUGGAACUGUCCGGAACAGCUUCACCUACUGGAACCACAGAAAUAUAACUGGAAUACUCUAAAACUAAAAGAAACUGGAUUUUUUUUUUAAAGUGUAAAUUUAUUACUAGUGAACAGAAUUUUCCUAUUUUGACUGUCUGGCCGGUCUCAUACGAGAGCCUCGCCGGCUUUCCUCCUGGCAAGCCCACCUGAUAGUCUUUUUAAAAAGUCCUGUACAUAUUUGCAACACAUUGUGCAUAGAUUCUUAAUGGGUAGUUGUCCUUUGUCAGGAUCCAACAAUGAACUACAAAUUCCUUGUUUGUAAUGUAAAUGAUUGGAUACAUUUUGUUAAUAUGUUUUUAUUCCUAUGUUUUGCUAUUAAAAAAAUUUUAUAACAUUUCCAAGACAAAAAAACAAUGACCAGUUUAUGCUUUGAAGAAUUUAUGUAAUUAAAGUUUCACUAAACUAAUCUUUUUAGUUUAGCAGGUAUUUAGGUUUUGACACUGGAGUCGCAUCUUAUAAGCAUCAGAAAUAUAAGAUGCUUACAAUUGCUACACUGCUCGUAUUGGUUGAGGGUUUGGGUGUGGAGGGGGUAUUUUUUGGUUUUACUUUAAUUUUUUUUUUUCAAAUUUAAAAGCCUUAAAUGUGCUGUCAGCCUCAGAUUGUUGUGCAGCUGGAUUGCGGUCGAUUGCCAGCUUGUGUACUGUUGCUUGGACGCGGCUCGGUGGUUGGUCACGGAAUAAAGG